CCACCAUCGCAUCCACCCGUCUCUGCCUCCUCCCUAUCCACCCUUCAAUUGUCCCAUUCUCUGGGUUCCACUCCAACACGCUCGACGCCUCUUUUCUUCUCCACGCGAGCGACAUGAUGGCCAAUUAAGCCUCCCUUGCGGCCUGGACGGGUUUGAGCAUCGCAGCCCUGGCCCUGCAUAUCCAGGUUCAACUUCGCUCACCCAAACGCUUUGAUCCCCCUCCAUCGCUCCCUAUCGCGGCCAUCUAUAUUCUCAUUCGUUCAUUAUCGUGCCUGGUUCCUGACUUCUGAUUCUACACCAUCCUGCUCAGCAUCCUUCCUCGCUCUACCGUUCGCCCUCGACGACUCUCUUGUCUCCUUCCUCCUCCUCCAACCGCCGUCGACCCUGCGCUUCCCGUUCUUCCUCUGCAAUUGUCGCGCCGGCGCCGGAACGAGCUCUCGACUCCCGAAAACAAACGCCUGCCCUGCCAGUCACACCGCACUCUACGACCAAGACUUUGCCCACGACACUCUCUCCUUCUUCAGGCACAACCCCACCAGUUCCCUGAGAAAACAAGACCCGUGUCUUACCGCGAUCGCAAUCAGAUUCAUCUGUAAUAUCCUGCGGGUGGAACCUCUGCUGUGUUUGAUCGACUUCAGUCCCGGGAGAGGGAGAAAAGUAACUAUACUGCUACCGCGCUGGUCGCAUUGGGCCAGGACAACCCUGUUCAGAUCAACACCGAUAAUCUUGCAAGAUAUUACCUUGACACCUGGCUUUCAAUUCAGCCUGCUUAACAAAUUCGGAAGGGAAGUAUUGUGCGUCGCUGCGGCCCAUUCUGAAACACAACCAACAUCACAAACCCCCGAGGCUUACAUUGUUUGCUCUGCUUCCUCUCCUCUGCAACAUAUGAGUAGAUGAGCUCCUCACUGCGUUCAGACGUCCCCCGACGUGUAAGCAGCGCAAAGGAACGCACAAAAUCGCAUCGCAGCUCAGGCUCACACCGGAGCAAAACAGGCGACAUGUCGGUCGCAACCAUGCUCCAACCCGCCUCACGAGGCUCGACCUCGACCAAUUCAUCCUUUGAGCCUGUCAGCCGCCAGAACACUUACUCCAGCCAUGACGGUGCCCGCUCGCUGCGCCAAAGCAAGCGCGUUAGCAUGACCGCGCUGUAUGCUAGCAUGAGCGCAAAAGAUAAGGACUUGGAGAUUAGUGAUGAUUUGGCUAGGGCACAACGUACCCUGAGGGACCUCAAGGCGAAGAUCUCCACCCAGUCAAAGAAGAACUUCGUUCUUGAGAAGGACGUUCGGUACCUCGACUCCAGGAUUGCGCUACUGAUCCAAAACCGUAUGGCCUUGGAAGAGCAAAAUGAAGUUGCAAGCCAUCUCGACGACGCCGACGACCUACAAGAGGGCACAUUUCCCAAUGACGAAAAGACGCAACGCUACGGCAACCUCUUCUUCAUGUUACAAUCAGAACCCAAGCACAUUGCUCACUUGUGCCGCCUGGUGACCAUGGCCGAGAUCGACUCCCUCUUGCAGACAGUCAUGUUCACAAUUUACGGAAACCAAUAUGAGAGUCGAGAAGAACAUCUCCUCUUGACCAUGUUUCAAUCCGUUUUGACACAUCAGUUCGAAACUACACCGGAGUACUCGUCCCUCCUGCGCCAGAAUACACCAGUAUCCAGGAUGAUGACCACCUAUACUCGACGUGGGCCCGGUCAGAGUUUCUUGAAAGAGGUGCUUGCCGACAAGAUCAAUUCCUUGACCGAGUUGAGCGAUGUCGACCUCGAAAUCAACCCUCUGAAGGUCUACGAAGCUAUGGUGAAGCAGAUCGAGGAAGAUAAUAAUGGCGUUCUUCCAGAUGAUCUGCCCAGGUCGGUGACGGCCGAGUUUGCAGCCGAGAAUGCUCAGGUGCAAGCUAUUAUUGCGCCACGACUGAAGAUGCUGACCGAGAUUGCGGAAGGAUUUUUGUCGGCCAUCAUCGACUGUUUGGAAGACACUCCGUAUGGUAUUCGAUGGAUCUGCAAACAAAUUCGAAAUCUUUCACGACGCAAAUAUCCGGAUGCUCAGGACCAGGCGAUUUGCACUCUCAUCGGAGGAUUCUUCUUUCUCCGCUUCAUCAAUCCUGCCAUUGUCACUCCCAAAUCCUAUAUGCUGAUCGAAAGGGUGCCUGACGAGAAACCCAAGCGCACGCUGACCUACAUUGCCAAAAUGCUUCAGAACCUGGCCAACAAACCAACGUACGCUAAAGAGCCGUACAUGGCCAAGCUGCAGCCGUUCAUCCAAGGGAACAAAGAUCGGUGCAACAAGUUCAUGCUCGACCUGUGUGAAGUUCAAGACUUUUAUGAGAGUUUGGAAAUGGACAACUAUGUUGCGCUGUCCAAGCGUGACCUCGAACUCAACAUUACUUUGAACGAGGUCUACGCUACACACGCCCUGCUCGAGAAGCACAACACAGAGUUGGCCAAAGACCCAUCAUCCCACCUGGGUGUUUUGCUCCAAGACUUGGGUCCAGCUCCCGCACAAGUCCCUCGAAAAGAAAAUCGAGCCAUCGCACUUCCUUUGUACAGCCGGUGGGAGACAUCGUUCGAGGACUUUACGCAUGCCCUGGAUAUCACGCAAGAAGAGAUCUUUUUCAUGGAAGCCAAAAGCACAUUUGUACAGAUCAUGCGAAGUAUUCCCCAAGCCACUGCGGUCAUGCGACGACCUCUGCGUCUUGACCGUGUCGCCGAGGCCGCAGGGACACUGAAGAACGAUGCAGUCAUGGUGCGUAAGGGCAUCAGAUGCAUGGAGCUCCUGACGCAGCUGGCGGAGAUGGGCGUCAUCGACCGUGCAGAUGACUAUGCCAUACUCCGUGAUGAAGUCGAUCAAGAACUCGCUCAUCUUGGGUCGCUGAAAGAGAAGGUCCUCGAGGAAACAGCCAAGCUGGAGGAUGUUUUCAAGACCAUUCGUGACCACAAUUCUUACCUGCUGUCGCAACUGGACACAUACAAGAACUACCUUCACAAUGUCCGAAGUCAAUCCGAGGGCAUCAGAAGGGGCAAGGCAGAGAAGGUCCGAGAGCUUGGACCGUACAAGUUUACUCAUACCCAGCUGGAAAAGGACGGUGUUAUUACAAGAAGCAACGUUCCGGAGAACCGUCGAGGCAAUAUCUUCUUCAUGUUCCGCAGUCCUCUAGCAGGCACUUUUGUUAUUAGCCUGCACUACAAAGGGCGAGCACGGGGUCUGCUGGAGCUGGAUUUGAAAUUGGACGACUUGCUCGAAAUGCAAAAGGAUGGACAAGACGAUCUGGACCUCGAAUACGUCCAGUUUGACGUGUCCAAAGUCUUGGCUCUUCUCAACAAGCGAUUUGCGAGAAAGAAGUAAAAGCCAAGUUAGCGACGAGAGAUUUCCAGUCCAAGAGUACACGUUUCGAUUCCCACAGCACGACCAGCAGGCACAGCUGAGAUUUCCACGACGACCACGAUGCGAAGACGAGACAAAAGCAUUUCGGCCUUGACGAAGUUGCCUGGACUCACCUGGAAGACGGUUGCCUCUUCUCCACCACUGUUUUAAUACCACCCUUUUUUCCCCUUUGGUUUAUUGUACCAUCUCAGCGACCAUGCAGCAGAGACCAGCGACUUGGAAGCGCAAUUGCUUUGACAGAGAAAGAGCAGGAUGCCGUGGAUGGAGUUAAUCUGAUGGACAUUGAAGCCUGGAGUGGGCCUUUUGAACGAGCAAUUGAACUUGAAGAUGAAUUGGCAUGGCAUGUCAUGGCAUGGAAAGGAUACCACUGUAUUAUAUGUUUUGGCGCGUUUUUAUAUAUUGGUUGAUGGGAUUCGCACCAUUUAUUCUGUAAUAUCACGAGCCCAAGGUGAUUUUUCUCCCAA
Molecule: messenger RNA, 3847 nt
Organism: Exophiala xenobiotica
Lineage: Eukaryota; Fungi; Ascomycota; Eurotiomycetes; Chaetothyriales; Herpotrichiellaceae
Exons: 3
Coding region: 894-3344 (816 amino acids)
Biological process (GO): regulation of actin cytoskeleton organization; regulation of GTPase activity
Cellular component (GO): cell cortex
Molecular function (GO): protein binding; GTPase activator activity
Source: RefSeq, a predicted model, not a curated record